Molecule: messenger RNA, 1641 nt
Organism: Trichomonas vaginalis G3
Lineage: Eukaryota; Parabasalia; Trichomonadida; Trichomonadidae
Product: armadillo (ARM) repeat-containing protein family
Exons: 1
Coding region: 1-1641 (546 amino acids)
Source: RefSeq, a predicted model, not a curated record
AUGUCGAUUUUAGGAAUUUUUGGUUCAUCAUCAGAUACUGAGCAGGCAACUAAACUGAUAAAUGGGAUCACUGCCUAUAAUGUUGACACUGGAUGCAAUAAUUUAGGGAAUUUAUUAACGACAUCUCAAGAAAUUAAUAGAAAAACUUUAAUUCCAUUAUUACAGCAUGCAUUAAAUUUCUUAAAAUCAAAUAACUCUGAAGCAUCGUCAGCAAUUUUCUAUUUAUUUAUUCGUACCGAAAAUAAUUAUCUAAAAGCAGGUGAUUUAAAGAAUAUUAUUAUGUAUACAAGUCAAAAUCAAAGUGUUUACGAUACGGUUGCAUUUCCUACUCUUCUAGAUCUAUGUUCGCGCGUUGUAGUAACGAAAGAAGAUUUAUCUGAGUUAAUAGAGAAUACAAUGGACUUAGUCUCGUUUGCGUCACAUGCAUCUAAUCAAUCAGUAUUCAGAUUCAUAUCAAAAGUUGUUUCUUUGGACCCAUCUCUUCGAGUUCCUUUUGUUUUUGCAGGAUUGAUUGAACAAAUUAUACCAUCAAUCAUAUCAGAUAAAUCAGGAGCAAGGAUGCUUGCUUCUCUCAUAUCAGAUGUCCAGUCUCGUCAAUAUUUUUUCCAAAUGGGACAUAUUCCUACAUUAAUAACAGCAUUCUUCGAUUCUUCGAUGUCAACACAUAUAAGAGGUGUUUUUAGAGCACUUCUAUCACCAGAUGACCUUACAAAUCUUCAUUCUUUACAAUCAUUUUUAUUUAGUCGAGAUUUUCCACGCCAAUUACUAUUUAAUAUAUUCCACGGUGAUAUAUCAGAUGAAUCAGCCUCAAAUGCAGCAAUAGUUUUAGGAGAUUGCCUUCAAUAUUAUCCUUUGCAAAAUAUUCCAUUCAAAAUGUCUGAAUUUCUAGAAACAGCAGCGGCAAAACCUUCUCUAAGGAUCCCCCUACUCUAUGUCUUGGAAUCUUUCGCUAUUGCUAAUAAAGAUUUGAUGCCAAGUCCAUUAGAAAUUCUGAAGUUUACAAAACUUCACUCUGACAUUUUUUUCGAAUUAUUUUGUAUUUACUUGUGUCAUUCGCCAGACACUAAAUACAGCGAAAUAACAUUUUCCCAGUACGAAAACCUCACAGGAAGGCAACUAUCCCAAGCAAUCAUCACUGCAACAGAAUUUCAUUGCGAAUUUCCAAAUUCUGAGGUUCUUUCUCAGAGUUUGGAGAAUGAGUGUGUUGCACAACUUGCUUCCAUCAACAGAUUAGUCACAAGAAAGUUUAAUGAAAAAGAUCGAAAUUUAUUAGUCCAAAAUGCCGUUAAUUUCUUCUCAAUGCAACAUGAAAUUAACUCUGGUACAUACUUACCCUUGUUUUUCCCUCGGGAGUUCAUAGACUGGGGAAAAUCAGAAUUUUCCGAAAUUGGACUGUCAAGAUGGAUGCACAGCGCCACGCAAUAUGAAAUAUCUGAUGUAACAGAUGUUUACGACCGAAUUCCUGAUAGUUCUUCAGUAACUGUCAUUGAAAUGUCGAAAAUGACAAAUGAAGUCAGGAAAAACAACGAAAAAUUGCGAAAAACUAAAGAAAGACUCAUCAAAGAGGCUGAAGAAUCUGAAAUGAUGAGAGGUGAAGCAGAACUCGAUUUAAUCGAAGCAAAAUGUCGUGCAAAGUUAUAA